AUGUCGCUGCUGAAGGUCCAGACCAGUAAUGUGACCAACAAGACAGACCCAAAGUCCAUCAACUCCCGGGUGUUUAUCGGUAACCUGAACACGGCGGUGGUGAAGAAGUCGGAUGUGGAGAGUAUCUUCUCUAAGUAUGGUCGGGUGCUGGGCUGCUCCGUGCACAAGGGCUACGCCUUUGUCCAGUACGCCAGUGAGAGGCACGCCAGGGGGGCGGUGAUCGGAGAGAAUGGCAGGGUGCUGGCUGGACAGACACUGGACAUCAACAUGGCAGGAGAACCGAAGCCAAACAGACCCAAAGGCCUGAAGCGAUCUGCAGCUUCUCUCUACAGCGGCUAUGAGUUCGACUAUGAUUACUACAGAGAAGACUUCUAUGACAGGUUGUUUGAGUACCAUGGCAGGGUAUCUCCGGUUCCUCGGGUGGUGCCAGUCAAACGUCCGCGAGUGGCGGUGCCGCUGUUACGACGGGUCAAAUCUCUGCCAGUCAAACUGUUGGCACGUAAUGCCUCCGUCCUCCCCACCAGCAACGGCAACAAACAGAGAU
Molecule: messenger RNA, 544 nt
Organism: Stegastes partitus (bicolor damselfish)
Lineage: Eukaryota; Metazoa; Chordata; Actinopteri; Pomacentridae
Gene: raly
Product: RALY heterogeneous nuclear ribonucleoprotein
Exons: 4
Cellular component (GO): nucleus
Molecular function (GO): RNA binding
Source: RefSeq, a predicted model, not a curated record